Molecule: messenger RNA, 2348 nt
Organism: Rubroshorea leprosula
Lineage: Eukaryota; Viridiplantae; Streptophyta; Magnoliopsida; Malvales; Dipterocarpaceae
Source: the annotation of a GenBank genome assembly
CUCCUAAUACUCUCUUGGCAAUUUUUUUUGCAAAAAGGAAGACUUAUCACAAUUAGCAGUUAAGGUUUCAAUCAUGUCAAGCGGUGAUGACAAAUCAACCACUAGAAGCCACCAUGUGGAUGAAUCCUUCAUGCUCAAAGCAAUGCAACAACAAUUUCAGAGGCACAUCAUGUUUGGUGAGAUUAAAGACAAAAUGGAGAAGCAAGAUGCAGCGAUAGCCAAGUUAUACCAAACACAGAAUGGAACUUCGAAUUUGCGUAGGAAUGAUGCUAAUGAUGAUUUCGAUGACGAUUAUAAAGAUGCAUUCAACAAUGACGCCCAAAACUCAAAUUUCAGCAUGACAGAAUUUGAGAACAUCAAGAUGAAGAUUCCUCCGUUUCAAGGCAAGAAUGAUCCAGAUGUGUAUUUGGAGUGGGAAAAGAAGGUGGAAUUGGUGUUUGAUUGCCAUAACUAUUUUGAGGAGAAAAAGGUGAAACUAGCAACGGUGGAAUUUACUGAUUAUGCUGUGGUGUGGUGGGAUCAGCUUGUGCUUAGUCGACGUAGAAAUCGAGAGCAUCCUGUUGACACUUGGGAAGAGAUGAAGGCUGUGAUGAGAAAACGGUUUGUUUCUAGUCACUACUACCGCGAUCUCUAUCAACGAUUGGCAAUGAAAGUAGAAAGGCAACUCAAGCAUAAAGGUGCCACCACCAGAACUGGGAAAAAUCUAGGUUCCCCAUUUUCUUGGAAACCAAAUUGGAGCAAAAAGGAAGAAAAUUCUACUUUCAAGCCUAAAACUUCAGCAUCUAAGUCAAAAGACGUUGGCAGCAGUGAGAAGAGUAAAACUGACAGUAUGCAAGGCAGAAACCGAGACAUUAAGUGUUUUCAAUGCUUGGGAAGAGGGCAUAUUGCAUUGCAAUGCCCUAAUAAGCACACAAUGAUCUUGAGAGAAGAUGGAGAAAUUGAAAUCGAGGUUGAGUCUGAUGAUGAAUCUAUGCCACCAUUAGAAGAUGCUAAUGAUGGUGUGGAAUAUGCUGUUGAUGGAGAACUGCUUGUCACCAGGCUAGCUUUGAAUGUGCAAGCCAAAGAAGAUGAUGAAGUACAACGUGACAAUAUAUUUCACACGAGGUGCCAUGUCAAAAACAAGGUAUGUAGUGUGAUUAUUGAUGGUGGUAGUUGUACUAAUGUAGCUAGCAUUGUUUUAGUUGAAAAGCUUAAUUUACCUAUGACGAAGCAUCCAAUGCCAUAUAAGCUGCAAUGGUUAAACGAUUGUGGAGAAAUCAAGGACUUCAAGGACGUGUUUCCAGAAGACAUCCCUAAUGGUUUACCACCAAUAAGAGGAAUUGAGCAUCAGAUUGACUUCAUUCCAAGUGCAACAAUUCCGAACCGACCAGCAUAUCGAAGCAAUCCCAAUGAGACGAAAGAACUUCAAGGGCAGGUCGAAGAACUCAUGAAAAAGGGGCAUGUGAGAGAAAGCAUGAGUCCAUGUGCAGUUCCAGUGCUACUUGUGCCUAAGAAGGAUGGGACUUGGCGUAUGCGCGUUGAUUGUCACGCUGUCAACAAAAUCACUGUAAAGUAUCGUCACCCUGUUCCUAGAUUAGAUGACAUGUUAGAUGAGUUGCAUGAUUUAUUGCCUUUACCUAUUGACGAACAAGCUUGUUUGGAUGGGAAAAAGAAAGCUGAAGUGGUUAAGCAACUGCAUGAGAGGGUGCGACAAAACAUAGAGCGACAAACUGAGCAAUAUGCAAAACAACCCAACGAAGGACGCAAGAAAGUUGUAUUUGAACUUGGAGAUUGGGUUUGGGUGCAUAUGCGCAAGGAGCGAUUCCCUGCACAAAGGCAUUCUAAGCUGCAGCCAAGAGGCGAUGGACUAUUUCAAGUGAUUGCGAGGAUUAAUGACAACGCAUACAAGUUGGAGCUUCCUGGUGACAAUUUGAGGACAAAUCCUUUUGACGAGAGAAGGAAUGAUGGGAAUCAAGACAACAGCAUAUCUACUACGUCAUGUGAUCCAUUACACACCCAAGAAGGUCCAGUCACACAAGCUAGAGCUAAGAAGAUGCGUGAAGCUUUAAAUGGCCUUAUUGAGCAGAUCUGGGUUGAAAACAACAUACAACAAGCAAAUCGAAGCCUGGAUGAUUAUCAAGGCAUGGUAAACAUCAUUCAGGUUCAAGAGAAGCUUAGUUGAGAUCAUUUGCAUGGAAUUACACAGUUUGCAUCAUAAUCGCUCCUUAGCUUUUACUAUGCAUGGUGAGCUCUGAGAUAGUAUUUAAAAAGUGGCAUGCCUAGGCCUCUAGCAUUGGAUGUACUUCAAACUUAAUCAUUGCUUGGAUAUUGUUAGUGGGCAACAAGCCAAAUCAACUCAAAUUUACAUC